This is a messenger RNA of Penicillium digitatum Pd1, 438 nucleotides long. The record is from RefSeq and is a predicted model, not a curated record. NCBI's taxonomy places the organism in Eukaryota, Fungi, Ascomycota, Eurotiomycetes, Eurotiales, Aspergillaceae.
AUGGACCGUGUACCAAUCAGCUCACAGCGCGUGGUCAAACCAAGUGUCAAGAAGCGACGUCCCCCAUUGGCCUGUAUCCAGUGCUAUCAGCGUAAGCUCAAAUGUGGAAGAGAGUCUCCAUCUUGCAGCCGCUGCUCGAAGGCAGGAAAUGCCGACAGAUGCACUUACCGUGGUAAUCCAGCACUGCCUUCGUCGGUAGAUGGAAUGCUCAGCAAUCACCAUUUGGAGAGCGCUGGUGCUGUGAUAACGUCCUUGCGUACACCCAUUCCGUUGUCAGAGACUCCGGAAAGACAUCGAACCUCUUCCGACCGGAAUGGGAAAAUGACCCACUUGAAAGGACAAGAGGCCAUUACCAAGUUUUAUGGGUAUAGCUAUCCUCUGAACUUUUACCAACAGGUACGCCACACCAUCUCAAGACAUGGAGCAUCCUCUCAGUAG